GCACAGGGCGUGACGUGUUUCCUGACCUUUCCAUAGAACACCGUUGAACACCGUUACGCUCCCGGUGCAUGCCGGUUAAUGUAGUCCUACAGGAGAAAGAAGCAGAUAACGAUGAGGGGUGGGUCGUGUGGUCCCUGCCUGUGCUCGGAGUGGUGACGUCACCAUGCUUGCCCCCUGUGUCAUGGCAGAGAGAUUGGAAGCCGGGGGUCUGUGACUCUCCCAGCUCGGGGGUCCCUGAGAGAGAGAGAGAGAGAGAGAGAGAGAGAGAGAGUGACAGCCAUUCACCUGCCUGGGUACAGGUAACAACACCUCCUAUACAAUAUGUACCAUAAAUACCAUACAGCUAUAUACCAUACAAUAUAAACCAUACAAUAUGUACCAUACAAUAUAUACCAUGUAUACCAUACAAUAUAUACCAUACAAUAUAUACCAUAUAUACCAUACAAUAUAUACCAUACAAUAUAUACCAUAUAUACCAUACAAUAUAUACCAUACAAUAUAAACCAUAAAUACCAUACAGAUAUAUACCAUACAAUAUAUACCAUACAAUAUGUACCAUAUAUACCAUACAAUAUAUACCAUAUAUACCAUACAAUAUAUACCAUACAAUAUAUACCAUAUAUACCAUACAAUAUAUACCAUACAAUAUAUACCAUGUAUACCAUACAAUAUAUACCAUACAAUAUAUACCAUAUAUACCAUACAAUAUAUACCAUACAAUAUAUACCAUAUAUACCAUACAAUAUAUACCAUACAAUAUAAACCAUAAAUACCAUACAGAUAUAUACCAUACAAUAUAUACCAUACAAUAUGUACCAUAUAUACCAUACAAUAUAUACCAUACAAUAUAUACCAUGUAUACCAUACAAUAUAUACCAUACAAUAUAUACCAUAUAUACCAUACAAUAUAUACCAUACAAUAUAUACCAUAUAUACCAUACAAUAUAUACCAUACAAUAUAAACCAUAAAUACCAUACAGAUAUAUACCAUACAAUAUAUACCAUACAAUAUGUACCAUAUAUACCAUACAAUAUAUACCAUAUAUACCAUACAAUAUAUACCAUACAAUAUAUACCAUAUAUACCAUACAAUAUAUACCAUACAAUAUAUACCAUGUAUACCAUACAAUAUAUACCAUACAAUAUAUACCAUAUAUACCAUACAAUAUAUACCAUACAAUAUAUACCAUAUAUACCAUACAAUAUAUACCAUACAAUAUAUACCAUAUAUACCAUACAAUAUAUACCAUACAAUAUAUACCAUAAAUACCAUACAAUAUAUACCAUACAAUAUAUACCAUGUAUACCAUACAAUAUAAACCAUAUAUACCAUACAGAUAUAUACCAUACAAUAUAUACCAUAAAUACCAUACAAUAUGUACCAUAAAUACCAUACAGAUAUAUACCAUACAGAUAUAUACCAUACAAUAUAAACCAUAAAUACCAUACAGAUAUAUACCAUACAAUAUAUACCAUAAAUACCAUACAGAUAUAUACCAUACAAUAUAUACCAUACAAUAUAUACCAUAUAUACCAUACAGAUGUAUACCAUACAAUAUAUACCAUAUAUACCAUACAGAUGUAUACCAUACAAUAUAAACCAUAUAUACCAUACAGAUAUAUACCAUAAAUACCAUACAAUAUGUACCAUAAAUACCAUACAGAUAUAUACCAUACAGAUAUAUACCAUACAAUAUAAACCAUAAAUACCAUACAGAUAUAUACCAUACAAUAUAUACCAUAAAUACCAUACAGAUAUAUACCAUACAAUAUAUACCAUAAAUACCAUACAAUAUGUACCAUAAAUACCAUACAGAUAUAUACCAUACAGAUAUAUACCAUACAGAUAUAUACCAUACAAUAUAAACCAUACAAUAUAAACCAUAUAUACCAUACAGAUAUAUACCAUACAAUAUAUACCAUAAAUACCAUAUAGAUAUAUACCAUACAAUAUAUACCAUAAAUACCAUAUAGAUAUAUACCAUACAAUAUAUACCAUAAUUACCAUAUAGAUAUAUACCAUAUAAUAUAAACCAUAAAUACCAUAUAGAUAUAUACCAUACAAUAUAUUCCAUACAAUAUCAUAUAGAUAUAUACUAUACAAUAUAUACCAUAAAUACCAUAUAGAUAUAUACCAUACAAUAUAUACCAUAAUUACCAUAUAGAUAUAUACCAUACAAUAUAAACCAUAAAUACCAUAUAGAUAUAUACCAUGCAAUAUAUACCAUACAAUAUCAUAUAGAUAUAUACCAUGCAAUAUAUACCAUACAAUAUCAUAUAGAUAUAUACCAUACAAUAUAUACCAUACAAUAUCAUAUAGAUAUAUACCAUACAAUAUAUUCCAUACAAUAUCAUAUAGAUAUAUACCAUACAAUAUAUACCAUAAAUACCAUAUAGAUAUAUACUAUACAAUAUAUUCCAUACAAUAUAUACCAUAAAUACCAUAUAGAUAUAUACUAUACAAUAUAAACCAUAUAUACCAUAUAGAUACAUACCAUGCAAUAUAUUCCAUAUAUACCAUACAAUAUAUUCCAUACAGAUAUACCAUACAGAUAUACCAUACAAUAUAUACCAUUCAAUAUAUAACAUACAAUAUAUACCACACAAUAUAUACCAUAAAUACCAUAUAGAUAUAUACCAUGCAAUAUAUACCAUACAGAUAUAUACCAUACAAUAUAUACCAUAUAUAACAUAUAAUAUAUACCAUAUAGAUAUAUGCCAUACAAGAUAUACCAUAAAUACCAUAUAGAUAUAUACCAUGCAAUAUAUACCAUAUAUACCAUACAGAUAUACCAUACAAUAUAUACCACAUAUAACAUACAGAUAUAAUAUAUACCAUAUAGAUAUAUGCCAUACAAUAUAUACCAUACAAUAUAUACCAUAAAUACCAUAUAGAUAUAUACCAUAUAAACCAUAUAAUAUAUACCAUAUAGAUAUAUGCCAUACAAGAUAUACCAUAAAUACCAUAUAGAUAUAUACCAUGCAAUAUAUACCAUAUAUACCAUACAGAUAUACCAUACAAUAUAUACCACAUAUAACAUACAGAUAUAAUAUAUACCAUAUAGAUAUAUGCCAUACAAUAUAUACCAUACAAUAUAUACCAUAAAUACCAUAUAGAUAUAUACCAUAUAAACCAUAUAAUAUAUACCAUAUAUAACAUACAGAUAUAACAUAUAAUAUAUACCAUACAAUAUAUACCCUAAAUACCAUAUAGAUAUAUACCAUAUAGAUAUAUUCCAUACAGAUACAUACCAUACAGAGAUAGACAUACCAUACAGAGAUAGACAUACCAUACAGAGAUAGACAUACCACACAUAUACAGAUAUACCAUACAGAGAUAGACCAUCCACAGAUAGACCAUACAGAGAUAGAUAUAACAUACAGAUAUGCCAUACAGAGAUACCAUACAGAGAUAGAUAUAGAUAUAUAUUAUAUACAGCUAGGGGUCAGUUAUAUACAUAUAACAUACAGAUAUAGAUAUAUAUUAUAUACAGCUAGGGGUCAGUUAUAUAGAUAUAACAUACAAAUAUAUAUUAUGUACGGCUAGGGGUCAGUUAUAUAGAAAUAACAUACAGAUAUAGAUAUAUAUUAUAUAGAGCUAGGGGUCAGUUAUAUAGAUAUAACAUACAGAUAUAGAUAUAUAUUAUAUCCAGCUAGCGGGCAGUUAUAUAGAUAUAACAUACAGAUAUAGAUAUAUAUCAUAUCCAGCUAGGAGGGUCAGUUAUAUAGAUAUAACAUACAGAUAUAGAUACAUAUUAUAUCCAGCUAGGGGUCAGUUAUAUAGAUAUAACAUACAGAUAUAGAUACAUAUUAUAUCCAGCUAGGGGUCAGUUAUAUAGAUAUAACAUAUAGAUAUAUAUUAUAUACAGCUAGGGGGGCAGUUACAUAGAUAUAACAUACAGAUAUAGAUAUAUAUUAUAUCCAGCUAUGGGUCAGUUACAUAGAUAUAACAUACCGAUAUAGAUAUAUAUUAUAUCCAGCUAGGGGGCAGUUAUAUAGAUAUAACAUACAGAUAUAGAUAUAUAUUAUAUACAGCUAGGGGGCAGUUAUAUAGAUAUAACAUACAGAUAUAGAUAUAUAUUAUAUACAGCUAGGGGGCAGUUAUAUAGAUAUAACAUACAGAUAUAGAUAUAUUAUAUACAGCUAGGGGGCAGUUAUAUAGAUAUAACAUACAGAUAUAGAUAUAUAUUAUAUACAGCUAGGGGUCAGUUAUAUAGAUAUAACAUACAGACAUAUAUUAUAUACAGCUAGGGGUCAGUUAUAUAGAUAUAACAUACAGAUAUAGAUAUAUAUUAUAUACAGCUAGGGGGCAGAUAUAUAUCUAUCUCAAGGGGCAGUUAUAUACAUUUAGUAGUAUUAUGUUAUUAUUUAUAUAGCGCCAACAAAUUCCGCAGCGCUUUACAGUGGGUGGACGAACAGACAUGUAGUGGUAACCAGACAAGUUGGACACACAGGAAUAGAGGGCUUGAUCAAUGAGCUUACAUGCUAGAGGGAGUGGGGUAAAGUGACACAAAAGGUAAGGAUAGUAUUAGACUAGUGACAGUUACAAGAGAGGAAUCAAUCGGGAGCUAUUAACAGUUUAAUUGAUACUCUUUUAUGAAGAAGUGGGUUUUUAAUGUUUUUUUGAAGGAGUGGAGACUGGGUGAGCAUCUAACGGAGGAGGUAAGCGAGUCCCAUAGGAACGGUGCAGCCCUCGAGAAAUCUUGAAGGCGAGCAUCAGAGGGAGGAGUACGGACAGACGAUAGACGUAAGUCUUCGGCAGAGCAUAAGGGCCUAGACGGGACAUACUUGUGUAUUAGUGAGGAUGGAUAGGUGGAAGGAGCAUUAUGUAGAGAUUUGAUUUAAAUUAAGCCCUAUAUCUUAAGGAAAGCCAAUGUAGGGACUGGCAGAAAGGUGAGGCGUGGUAGGUACAGCGUAUAGGAAGAUGAGCCUAGUAUAACUAGAGAUCAUUUAUUUAUGUGUGUGUGUGUGUCUGUGUGUGUGUGUAGUGUUAUAUAAAGCUAGGGAUCAUUUAUAUUUAGAUAUAGGGGUCAGUUCUAUACAGCUAGUGCCAGUUAUUUAUAUAUAGAUAGGUGCCCUUAUAACAGGAUGUUUGGGUGCUGCAUGCUCAUUUUUAAUGAUUAUUCUAUUUCGUAUAUAAUAUAUCUUUACUAUCCGGAAAGUGAUUAGUCCCUAGGCAUGGACGAUCCCUUACCCUGAUACCUAAUGUGUCUUCUUACACCCUAUGCUGGUACGAUAAUAAUCCCUUUUUAUUAUUAUUUCUCGCUGUUUAUAUCUAGAUUUCCAUUUGACGUAAGCUAAAACGUUUUAUCUUUGCACCUGCAUGUAUAGCACAACGUCGCCCACACACCUUGCUGUAUCAAAACCUGUCUGUGUCACUCAGGAAACUCAAACAUAGCUCUGCCAUGGAAACCAACCUGCAGAAGAGGAAGGAGAGCAGAAAGGCUCUGCGAAUCAAAGUCAUCAGCAUGGGAAACGCAGAGGUGGGCAAGGUAAGGGUUAACAGGUGGACUGCAAGGUGGGCAACGGUACGCAGCGGUUCUGGUGAGUUGGGAAAAUGUUAAUCUGGGACAGGCAAUGGAAGUGUUAAUGAAUGAUUAAUAUUUAUGCAAACCAUAGAAAGUAUAAUGGGUGGGUUAAUAAACAUGCAAUGUUGAGACUGCCCAGCAAAGGUUAAUAAAAGCUCAAUGCUGGGUUGGGGAGCAGUUAUUAUACGUACAGUCCUAGUAUCAGGAAUCGGAAUUGUUCAUGUACAUACAAUGCUGGGAUGGAAAAUUAUUAAUGUGCAAAAUCAAAAAAUGUUACCUGCACACUAUCUCAAAUCCCUAGGUAUAUUUAAAUAAUAGAAGUUUUUUAGUAUCACUGCAAUGACCAUUAGUGUAAGCUCACCUGCCACAUCAAGGUAAAUAAUUCACCUUGCUACUUACUGCUAAAAGGCAAAAUCUCUAAUGAGACAAAAAGUUGAGUUGUGUUUGUUUGUUUAUAGAAACCUUUUAUUAACAUAGAAACAUAGAAUGUGACGGCAGAUAAGAACCAUUCGGCCCAUCUAGUCUGCCCAAUUUUCUAAAUACUUUCAUUACUCCCUGGCCUUAUCUUAUAGUUAGGAUAGCCAUAUGCCUAUCCCACGCAUGCUUAAACUCCUUUACUGUGUUAACCUCUACCACCUCUACCACUUAAGCUGGAAGGCUAUUCCAUGCAUCCACUACCCUCUCAGUAAAGUAAUACUUCCUGAUAUUAUUUUUAAACCUUUGUCCCUCUAAUUUAAGAUUAUGUCCUCUUGUUGUGGUAGUUUUUCUUCUUUUAAAUAUAGUCCCCCCCCCCUCUUUACUGUGUUGAUUCCCUUUAUGUAUUUAAAUGUUUCUAUCAUAUCCCCCCUGUCUCGUCUUUCCUCCAAGCUAUACGUGUUAAGAUCCUUUAACCCUUAAUAGUACACAUGACUGUUUAAUACAAAAGCAAAUAAAAACACACCAAAAUAAGUACUUUUUUUAAAGUCCCACUAAUCUUGGGCGACAGCAUUGGCUGUAGACUUCAUGAGCCCAAGUAUAUAUGAAAAGCUAGCCGCACACUCUCCUAAAUCCCUAUACCCAUCUAAACUUGUUUUUGUUUUGUUUUUUGAUUUGGGCUGAUGAAUACUAUAGCCAUCAAUGCCACCCAAGAGUAUUUGGAGUUUGAGUGCCGGGCAUGUUUCUGUGUGUUCUUAAUUGUCAAUGUAUGCACUGUGCGGGGUAGGUAAUCGUAAUGCACAUUUAAUGCAGAUGCAAACAGUUAUUUAUUAAACUGAGGAUUCAAGAUUAAAGGAGCUGUAUUGGAAAACUCCCACUUUGGCUACAAUUUGAAAUCUCAACAUUUUACACUUAAAGCGACACUAAAGACACCCUGACAACCCAGUGCCCCUAUGUGUUUAACCCAGCAAUGUAAUUACUGCACUUUCUGAGGAACUAGCUCCACCUUUAGUAGCUCUCUUCCAAACAGCCACUAGAUGAGCUUCUGGGCCCCUAACUGAGUUUUACUCUGUUAAACCACGUUGGCCGCCCUCAUGCUUUUCACGAGGACGUCUAAAAUCUUUAAAUUCCCCAUAGGAAAGCAUUGAUUUGCACGGCGAGCACCACAUGUGCAUUAGGUCCCACCAUCACUGUGACGUAACAGGAGGAGUAGGCCUAAGAGUUUUAACCCUUUAAUCAUCCAACAGGGGGAGGGGAGGAAGCACCAAUAAAGUUAGGGACACUAUAGCAUUAGAAAUACAGGUUUGUAUCCUCACCCUAUAGUUUUCCUUUUAUUGAAUAACCCUGCAAGGGUGGAUUAAUGUAUGGACAAUACUGAGGUUGGCAUGGGAAGAUUUAAUGCAUUGCUUUUGCUGAGUAACACAAACAAGGAGUUAAUCACUUGGUAGUACUUGACAUUACAAGGUUAAUGUAUGCAAAGUACUACGACAGCAGAGGUAUGUACCCUAAGAUAGCAAAGGGAUGUAUGGGUGUUUUUAAAGAAAUCGUUAAGAUACGGGCAUUGAUGUGGCCAAAGAAAGUGUUAAUUUAGAAAGUGGGAGGGUCAGUGUCCAGGCAAUGCUUGGAUAAGUAAGGGAAGAGGUUAUGAAUGGGUAGUGUAGAUGCUGAGUAGGGAUAGGGUUAAUGCACGGACAAUGUCAAGGAAGGCAGGAGGGGUUGAUGUUAGAUAGUAAAAAGGGUUCAUGUAUAGGAAUCGAUUUAGCAAACUAGGUCAGGUGUAUUGUCCAGGUUUUGUGGAGUCUGUCAAGGAUUGGGUUUGUCUUUAGUUAAUAUAUUGGCAGUGCAAAGGUAAUAGUGAAAUUAAAGGGACACUCCAGGCACCAAAACUACUUAGUCUUAAUUGAUUUGUCUGAAAGCAUGCCUCUAGUGGCUAUUAAACUAGAGGCAUGCUUCCUUCUUAAGACCUUUGAUACGUUUCAAAGAUCUCACGGUACCAUGACUCCCAACAUGGUGUAUUUGGUGGAAAUGUCUUUUUUUUCACUCAUUUUCCUUUCUAGAAGUAGUUUUUUCUGAUUAGUGUUUAACUAUCUCAGUCCUGGAACGGUCUGUCGUGUUCCUGUCUCAUCCAGUGAAGUGAAGGGAUCAGAUGGCAUAUGUUUUUAAUAUUCACAUCAGAUUAGAUAUUCUAGCGAGCUGCAGCCAUCUGUUUUGUGUUUUAAUGCAGCAUGCAUGGUGGGCGUGCGUGCUUCGAAUCGCGUCAGCAGAGGAGUUAGGAGACGGUUUGCCCUAUUACCAGGGAGCCAUGGCAGGGUACUCCUGGCGUAAUAAUCACUACAGUGGACUGCGGGGGUUCCGAUUGUUGGAUUAACCCUUUAAACAUUUCCACUCUGACUUUACUUUCCAUUUUCCUCUAAAACACUGCCACUGUGGCCAUGUCUAUACUGAGAUUUUAUUAUUCUCUGUGUGUGUCUCGGUAAGAUCAAUUAAACUGAUAAAUGUGUGUUCCAAUGGUAAUCUAACUGUGCCAGUGUCCAGGCACCACUCUCAGCGGACAAUCCACGCUUGGCAGCAUUGUUUAACAGAUAAUGGGGUGCAUACUGUCACGCUAAGGUGUACUGGAGCAAAGAGGACCAUAGGAAAGAAAAGGUAGUAGUUUCUGGACUGACAUUAGCAGAGGCAGCAACACAUCAAAUUGUCUUGUUAUAUUUGACCAUCGCUGCUGUUUCCCAUACUUUCAAUGUGCCACCUCCUGUUUCUCCUACCCAUCUAUAGUGAUUGUUCCCAGGAGUAGGACCCUGUAUCUUCUAUCAAAUUUUGCUCUAUUUCUUAGAUGUAUUGUACAUUUUGUCUUUUACUUGUACCCAUGUACAGUGCUUUAGUAUAAUAAUAAUAAUCAUUACAAGUGCCGGUAGGAUUGGUAGGAUGUCUGCUUUGAAAGAUUUAGACAAUGCCUAGUGAUCUCUACUCUCUAACCCGAAUUCCUCACAUUGCUCGUCCUCUUAUAACGUGUCCUAACGUGUUAUAAGACCUGAUUGUGGACACACAGGGUUAAUAAAUGUUUCCCUACACAGAAAGAUGAUUUCAAGUAAUUCCCAACCCCCCAUCCACAGAUAUACCUGAAAGCAGUCUGACUACUAUGUAAAAAUGUAUAACGAUUGUAUGAAAAUACUCACUUGUACUCUUGUCAGUGAUCUCAAUCUGAUUUAAGGUAUGUCUACCAUAUUAAUUAUGACAAUUCAGAAAGGUUGGUUUGUUCUAAAUUAUUUCUAACAUGUUUAUUAAUCCAUUCAUUAAUGUUCUGAAGGGCAGGUAUUGGAUAAUAAAAUUAGAUGUGUGUGCCUUUUAUUUGGUUCUAUUUAGAUUUCUCACCAUGUAUAAAACCUGUUGUUUGAAGUGUACAUCAUUCAUGUCAGGGCUAUUCACUAAGGUGUCAGUUCAGCUAUUUAGGCAUAGAAAUUUAAUUUAAAUUUGAAUACACCCAAAAGGGAAUACUAUAAGUACCAUAACCACUACGGCGGCAUUGUUCUGCAACAAAAUGUCAAACCGUUUACAAACAGGUUGACACUUACAUGACUCUCUCGAAUCCCAGGUGCAGGAGCCUGGAAUCGAUCUUACUGGCUAUUCAUUAGCUGAGAGCAUCACUGCUCUCAGCCAAUGAAUGCAAUUCUGUGCAUAGGAAUAUAGGCAGUCCGGAACGCUAUUUCCGAGCCUGCUAAUGACACCCCAGUGACACUGCCGGAGGUGGAGUUACACAUUUGCAGCAGUCCCUGGUAAUUCUUAUUAAAGGGACACUAUAGUCACCUAGUCCACUGUAUCUUAAUCUUAAUCCACCUCUAAUGCCUGUCAGUAUGACACCAACUUGAGGCACUUCUGCUGUACUGACUGAGUAAAAUGUAUUCACAUGACACAGAGGCUGCAUGCACAUUAGGUGAUAAUUUUCCUUUAUGAGGAGCAUUGAAUUGAACCACCAAGGAGGAGGCCAUGCUUCCUGUGACGUCCUGGCGGGGGGAGAGGAUUGAACAGGAAAAAGGUGGGUAAAACUUGGAUUUUUUUUUUCUGUAAAUAUGGGACUAAGCAGAGCUAAGGGCCUUCUAGUGUUAGAAGUACAGGUUUGUAUAGUUUUUCUUUAACUAGAAUGCUUUGGAACACAAUAAACUGGGAGCAGGAGAUAUUGCAUACACACAUACUUGAUAGAAAUAGAACACGUGGAAUAUUAAUCCCAUUAUCUCACCUGCCGGCCUUAGCCCAUGGCUAUUGCGGCCCACCUAGCAUUUGCCCAAUGGCCGGUCUGGGCCUGUGUGUCAUCCAUUAUCUCCAUGUACUUUCUUAAAGGACCACUCUAGGCACCCAGACCACUUCAGUUUAAUGAAGUGGUCUGGGUGCCAGGUCCUUCUAGGGUUAACCCAUUUUUUUAUAAACAUAGCAGUUUCAGAGAAACUGCUAUGUUUAUGAAUGGGUUAAGCCUUCCCCCUAAUCCUCUAGUGGCCGUCUCAUUGACAGCCACUAGAGGCGCUUGCGUGCUUCUCACUGUGAUUUUCACAGUGAGAGCACGCCAGCGUCCAUAGGAAAGCAUUGUAAAUGCUUUCCUAUGCGACCGGCUGAAUGCGCACGUGCGCAUUCAGCCGACGGGGCGGAACGGAGGAGGAGAGAAGGAGGAGAGCUCUCCGCCCAGCGCUGGAAAAAGGUAAGUGUUUACCCCUUUCCCCCUUCAAGAGCCGGGCGGGAGGGGGUCCCUGAGAGUGGGGGCACCCUCAGGGCACUAUAGUGCCAGGAAAACGAGUAUGUUUUCCUGGCACUAUAGUGGUCCUUUAAUCAGCUCCAUUAUUUAACCUCAGCAUUCUUCAAGCUGUGACAAUUCCAAACACUGUGCCAUCUGCACCAAUGAAAAUAAAUGGGAUCUGCUUUCCUACUCUCUGUAUCAGUCAAUCAAUCAUUGCUGACUUUUUUUUUUUUUUUUGUGUCGUCGUUUAGAAAAGGCUAGCUUAUAUAGUGUGUGUGUGUUUACAAUGCUGCUCUACUGUGUGUUUGCGCAGAUUGCCGCUUUCCCUGUUAGAGAGAUAAUCUUUCUACACUCAUUCAGGGUUAUUCACUUAAGUGAGAAUUCAAAGUUAAGGUCAAAAUAACCGAACUUGAAUGAUUAUCUAAAUCAGCUAUGCUUUCAGUUUGGCUACUCUGGCCUUAAAUUAGAAAUUUACUCUGAAUUCUCACUUUAUAUAUAUUUUUAAUGGAAAAUUCUUUCAUACUCCCUGAUAUUGCUUUCCCUGUAAUGGACCAUGGCAGUAGUACUCCAGGGUUAGCUCCUCCCAUGACUCCCAUUGGACAGGACAACAUUUUAGCUUAUAAAAGGACACAUGAACCAUGAUAACAGUUCGAAACAAGCCAACGAUCAGGGAGGGUGCUUAGUGCUGCCAUUACCGGAAAAGGAACACAUUGGUAAGUAUUAAGAGUAAGGAGCAUAACUGUAAUCUAUCUUAUAGGUUCAAAUGGGGAACCUUGUAAGGCAUCAAGUGGACAAGUGGCAAAUACCAAAGAGUAGAAAUGGACGUGAUAGGAGGUCUGAACUGCAUGACAGCCUUCAUAAAAUGAGCCACAUCAGAGUUGAGUGCCCAUCUCACUCAAGAUAAGGCUAAAAUGUGGACAUAUUCAGGCUGAGAUCCUUGUCCAGACCAUUUUGCAGAAGCCCCAGGAGAUCCACAGCAGGGAAGGACCCUGGGGAUAUAACUUUGGUAGGUGCACAGUCAGAUUAGAUGUCCCAGAUACGAUAAUAGGCAGCAGAAGUAAUCCGUUUCCUUGCCUGAAGAGUAGUUGAAAUGACCGCAUCUGAAGACCACUUCUCCUUUAAUCACCUAAUUUCAGUCUCCAUGCCAUCAGCUGGAGGGUUUGCGGAGCCGUGUGGAACUAAGGACCCUGAGACAGCAGGUCCUCUCUCACUGGCAGACUCAAGUGGGCUCUCCAUGGAAAGACUACAGUGGGAACCAUGGUUUCCACGGCCAAUAUGAACUGCUAUCACCACCACUCGUUUAUUCUGAAUCCUCCUCAAGAGGUUGAAGAUAAGGGGAAUUAGAUGAAAUGCAUAACCUUUACGAAAAUUACAGGAACAGCUGAGGACAUCCCAACCUUCCGCAAGGGGAUGAUGCUCCUUGGAGAAGAACCUCUGAACCUGUCUAUUCUGGAAGUUGGCCAUAACAUCGAUCUCCAGAAGACCCAAUCUUUGAAUCAACAUCUGAAAGGCCCAUUUUGCUAAAGAGCAUUCUCCUGGCAAGAUUUGGUGACUGCUCAGGAAAUCUACCUUGAUGGAAUCUGGAAGAUAUAGCACACAUAGCCCCAUAAGGUGUUUUUGUGCCCAUUUCAUCAGGGGAAUCAUGAUACUCAUCAUUUUCGGGCUGCGAGUACCUCCUUGGUGGUUCACGUAUGCCACCACUGCAGUGUUGUCCACCUGUAGUUUCACUAGUAGUGUCGAAUUUCCAACUUUAAGUGACACAAGGGCUCCAAAAUUGCCAUUAGUACAGGUAGUUGUUAGAUUCUCCUCUAAGGGAUACAGGACAUUUCCCUUAAAUAUAUAUCUGGUUCACAUGAAUGAAAUAGGCGAAUUUUGCCUGGAUUUCACCCGAAUUCUACCAAAUUUGGUUAAAAAUAAAGGUCACGGCCCCUGACUCGGAAGUACUUACUGCGUUUGCGCAAGGCACCCAAAGAAUGCCAGCAGGAACGAAAAUUCACCUCUGCCAAGUCAUAUAGGAACUCCUCAGCUGCCAGGAAAUCUGUAACCCGUUCCCUUCGGCAGAGAUCAAGUACCCAUAAGGAUUUAUCCGACAUUGCAAAGUUCUCAUUCAUCACACCGCAUUGCUGCUACCCAAGGGUCAGUGCAGGGGGUCACCCUUGGUGAGGCACUGUAUCCAGCAGCUUCUGGGAGAAGAGAAGUUGAACUAAUACCAGUAUAUGUCAAAAAAGAAACAAUAGGAUAACAGAGAAAAUCCAAGGGAAUGUGGAUAGGAAAAGAACCGGAGUAUUGUGGUUCAUGUGGCCUAACCUAACCUAAAAUGUAGUCCUAUCCAAUGGGAGUGAUUAGAAGAGCUAACCCUAGAGUGGCUGGGAAAUAAAUAUACUAUAUAUAUAUAUACACACACACACAUAUACACACACACACACACACAUAUACUCUAUUGCUUAGCUCACAAGAUUUAUUUGUGCAUCAGGUUAUUACUUGUUUAACCAUUUUGUACUUUUUGAAUAACUUUUAAAUGUUGCUUAAAUCUGCUUACUAUUUCAGAGUUGCAUAAUAAAGCGUUACUGUGAAAAACGAUUUGUCCCGAAAUAUCAGACAACUAUUGGAAUCGACUAUGGUGUAACAAAGUAAGUAGUUUUAUAUAUUAUCUGAAAUCUAUCUCUGUUCUAAAAAUUAAAUCUCAUUCUUUUAUAGCUUUUAAUCUCAUUCAUCGCACAGCGUUGCUGUCUUCAUUUCAUUUCAGUCUUUUUUUUUUUUUUGGUUUGUAGAGUUCAAAUGAAAGAACGGGAGAUCAAAGUUAACAUAUUUGACAUGGCAGGACAUCCCUUCUUCUACGAGGUAUGUAAAAAGUAGUGUAAAGGUGAAAAGUAAUGCAUAAAUUAAGCAUUUUUUUUCAUGGUUUCAGAUUAUAUUUUGCUUUGUCUUCUGUAAGCGUCUCAUUGUGAUGGAAUAAAAGUCUUGCAAAUAAAAUUAAAAAUUCAAGCUAUUGCAUAUAAUUCUACGUAUGCAGUGCUCAGAUUACAAGGUUUUCUAAAAUGGGCGAUUUGUCAGAUUGUUGUACUAGAAGACAUUUGUUCAGGCCCCAUGCUCAAAAUUAAAGAGAUACUAUAGCUACUAAAACAUCUUUAACUUAAUGACACCGUUUCAGUGUAUGGCUCAUGGCCCUGCAGUUUCACAGCUAAAUUCUCUGCCAUUUAGGAGUUAAAUCACCUUUUCUGUCCAUGCAGCCCUAGCCACACCUCCCCUGGCUGAGACUCCCACAACCUGCAUGAAAAAAUGGUUUUGUUUUUAAUCAGAUGUUAAAGGAACACUAUAGUGUCAGGAAUACAAAGCUGUGUUUCUCUGCCACCUCCCCUACCCCCUGCAUCCCUAAAAGAGUUUAACUUUUUUCUUUCACUCACCUUAUUCCAGCACUGAAGACCUUUUGCGCUGUCUCCAUCUCCUCUGAUGUCAGAACUGAGGGGGAACCUAAUGCGCGAGUGCACACAUUAGGCAUUGAAUCAAUACUUUCCUAUGGGCAUUUUGAGGAUGCUGUACGUCCGUCCAGUCGUUUUACAGAGUCAAAAUAGCAGGAAGUGCCUCUAGUGUCUUUCUGGUAGACAGCCACUAGAGGCAGGCUUAAUUUUGCAAUACAAACAUUGCAGUAUCUCCGAAACUGCAUUGUUUUACAUUGCAGGGUUAAAGCAACAGGGACAUUGCUCCCAGAUCACUUCAGUGAGAUGAAGAGAUAUGGGUGCCCAUAAUAUCUCUUUAACUUGCUUUAGUUGUUUUUACCUCCUGCUCUGUAAAUUAAACUGUAAUAACACAUGGGACUCAUGUAGGGGUAACAUAAUAAUAAUAAUAAUAAUAAUAAAAGGCUAAUAACAGUGCUUUAGAUUUCUCUUUACAAGAAGUGUUUAUAAACAAAGUGAUGUAAUUCAUAAAUGGCAGAGAACUGAGCAGUGAUACAGCAGGGGCAUGAUUGGUUCACUAAAGCGGCACUGUCAUGGCCGAAUACAGUUUUUAGGUUUUUUUCACCCCCCCUCAUGACUUCACUACAUCUAAUUGUCCUCCAAGCCACCCCCAAAUGCCCCAAGUCCCCCCAUAUUAACUAUUUUUUAAUCUUCAUUUUGUGCCCGAACCUAGGUCCUGGGCGCCGCCAUCUUUCUGUGGGUUGAUGAAGUCCCUGUGGGACAUAUCAUCUUCCUACACUAGAUAGAGCUGUGAAAUUCCCACACAUGCCCAGUUAAACACUUGGGUAUUCGCUAUUGUCCGAAAUGCAGACGGGAUUUUAGUCUAUUCCUUCAUAUGUCAGAAAGACGAAGGAAUGAAUAGAAAUUUCAGAUGAACAAACAAACACCGAAUAUCUUUUUUUAAAUUUUCAACUAUUUUUUAUUUUUAUUUAGGAUAUUAUGUAUUUUUAUUUGCCCUUUUUUGGGGCUGAAAAAGGUUUUAGAAAAAAGACAUAAAAUAGAAAGUAUUUUUUUUUUUUUUAUUUACAGGUAUUUAGUUUUUUUUUUGUCUACCCCUCACUAUUUUUAAGGUUAUGGUGUGUAGGUAGGGCUUUAUUUAAGCUUUUUUGUGGGGUGACAUGGGGCUUGGGGUAUUUUUUAAUUUAGCCCCCACUCGGUACACGGGGGGGGGGGAGGAGGACAAUAGGUUCCCCCCCCACUCACUGCUCAUGGGUGCGGUCUAGGCGGUAGACAAUAGUUCCCCCCCCCAUUGUCUUUUAGGGCACCCCCCCGCCGCUCGUGGGUUGGGGCUCCUAUGUCCCCUGUUGAAUAGCUCCCACUUGAGGGGGGCGGGAGGGACACUGUCCCCCCCACUAGUUAAUGGAUGUUUUAUUUAUUUUUUACAACAGUGAGCAGGUUUAGUAGACAUGCCCCUCCUCGCGGCAUAGCGAUUUUUACUUAGUAUUAGUAAACUUGGCUGAAAGACCAAUCUUGGUCUUUCAGCCUUUUGGUAGAUAACUCCCUAAUUCCCAUGGUAUCAGGGAGCUAUCUACUAAGCGGCUGCAAGAUGCAGCCGCAGCACGGAUCGGAUCAAAAUUGUAUUCAUUCUAAUGAAAUUUCGAACCAACCUAAAAGUACCGAAUGUUGUCUUAACAUGGAUGAACAAACUGUUCUCAUUCUGUUAGGACGAAAUUCGUUAGUUUCGCCAGCGUUCUGUCUAAAUCACAGGACGUUCGAGAAUAGUGAAAGCAGGCAUCGUGAGAUCAGAGGAAAGGGUGAGUAUUGUGGGAAAAUUUCUCUGACCCACCGGAAGUGGGUCAGAGCAGGUCAAGCGUAGAAAAAAUACAUAAGACAAAGUAGUCCCAACUUUGUCUUAUGUUUUAAAGAAAACUAGAGCAGACAGGAAGAAAAGAAGAACAGAUCCCGAGAGAGUGAGAGAAGAGGAAGUGAUUGGGGAAAGGUAAAUUCGGCAUGACAGUGCCGCUUUAAGCUGUUUUGAUGACUACAGUGUCCCUCUAAACAAUGCUCAUUCUUAUAAAUGUAUGAAUUAUGUUAAAAGGUAACUGAUUAUGAUGUAUUAUUCAUAUUUCUUUGCUAUAAGUCUGCUAUGCCCUACGGUCUGCCUGAGAAUAAUGGGAAAUGUAGUUCACAAGUGUCUGAGUUGCCAAGGUUGGCCACACAGCUUUAUGGCAUCUGGGACAGAUAAUCGAGAAUUUGUAGAGAACUUUACCCAUAAUCCCUUUUUGGUUUUUGACUGUCUUGAUUUUGUUGAAUGAACCAUGUUCUUGGCUCCUUGCUAGUACUAAAGUAAAGUACUUCUUUAAAAAAGGGUCAGACGUUGAUUCAAAUCAAAACAGGCACUUGAAGCUUUAUGUUCCCUGUGUCAGUUAUCCAGAUUUAAUUUAUUUUAUUCCACCCUUUAAGAAAACAAAAUGUACCUUCUCAAACAUGGCUGCUGCACUAUUUGCUAACAUACUUUACACUGUUUUUUUUUGUCUGUUCUCUUAGGUACGCAAUGAGUUUUACAAAGACACUCAAGGUGUCAUCCUGGUCUAUGAUGUUUGCUUGAAGGAGUCCUUCGAAUCACUUGAUGCCUGGUUAGCAGAGAUGAAACAGGAGCUUGGCCUGCAAGGAAACAUAGAGAAUGUGGUAUUUGUCGUGUGUGCAAACAAGGUACUCAGAAGUUUAACAAAACCCUCUUACAUCCCACUAAAUACAGCCUGUCACUAUUUUAUGGUAUAAUGUCACUUAUUAUAGACAAUGGCAUGUCAGUGAUAAUUCACUUAGUAAAACAAUAUUCACCAUGUUUGAAUUCUGCAGUAGAUGAUGGACCACGUUUGCAGUGUGCGGCAGAUGAUGACCCGCGCCUGCAGGGUGCGGCAGAUGAUGGCCCGCGCCUGCAGGGCGCGGCAGAUGAUGGCCCGCGCCUGCAGGGCGCGGCAGGUGAUGGCCCGCGCCUGCAGGGCGCGGCAGGUGAUGGCCCGCGCCUGCAGGGCGCGGCAGGUGAUGGCCCGCGCCUGCAGGGCGCGGCAGGUGAUGGCCCGCGCCUGCAGGGCGGGGCAGGUGAUGGCCCGCGCCUGCAGGGCGGGGCAGGUGAUGGCCCGCGCCUGCAGGGCGGGGCAGGUGAUGGCCCGCGCCUGCAGGGCAGGGCAGGUGAUGGCCCGCGCCUGCAGGGCGGGGCAGGCGAUGGCCCGCGCCUGCAGGGCGGGGCAGGCGAUGACCCACGUCUGCGGCAUACUGGUCCACGGCGUGCGGUAGAUGAUGGCCCGCGUCUGCGGCGUGUGGCCAACGAUAUACGGUCCACGUUUACAAUGUGGGGUAGAUGGUCGUCCAUAAACAGGAAUUAUAAUUUCAAGCUACAGAUUAGGGAAACAGCGCGCAUACACACUAUAGCUUUUCAUUUUACACAGCUAUUUCAAAUUCUGUAUCUUUGCAAACAGUAAUGGGGAAUUAGUCACACCAUAUGGCCAUAUCAUGUUAAGCCAGGGCUCGAGUCCUGCAGGAACACGUGGAAACUGUGUUCCUGCACUUUUUCCACAGCACGAACACCGUUCACAUUAGUAGUCCUGCAGGACCUGCCCUUUGAUAUAGAGAAUUAGACCCUGGUUACUGAUGUCCCAUUACCCUCUAUGGAGCUCCCAGUUCUCUGCUCACAUCGAUUGCUCUGGCAGCGCACGCAUGAUCGGGCAGAUCACGUGUUCGGCGGUGCCUGUAGAAGCCGGAAGUGGCUGCUGUUACGGUGAGACUGCAAGCAUGAACCUACUGCCCUGUAAACCGCACGGCAUUGGCCUGCUGUAUGCGGGCUUCAACCAGGACCACGGUGAGAGGCUAGGGGGACAGGGGGUGAGAGACUGGGUACCGGGAAUGGGGGGAACAGAGUUAUCAGAGGGGAUACCUGAGGAGAGAUGGAAUGGGUACAUGAUAAGUAGCCAUUGGAUGGGUGGGACAGGGGAUAGCAGAGAAGGUGAGAUGGAUACAGUAACAGAGUGUACCCGAGAGGUAGGUAUUGAAUACAGAGGCAAAUGAUACUUGAGAGGUUAGGAAUGGGUAAUGUGAUUAGGGCUGGGAAUGGUAAGAUUAGCAAUGGGUGAUUUGAUUAGGGCUGGGAAUGAUGGGAUUAGGAAUUAGUGAUGUAAUUGGGGCUGGGUGAUGGCAAUAAGAAGCAUUCAUAAUGUAAAUGUAAAAUUAGUGUAAGAUACAAAAAAUACCUCAGGGAAGUUGUGCCCUGUUACAUAAAAACUAGUAAUCCAGCACGUCUGAUUCAGUGUAACAAAUUAUCCAUUAUUACCUGUUUUUCUUUCUGCUGUAGAAUUGCUUCAUUACUGCUCGUAUUAGACAAUGUCUAGACAUGUCUGUGUCUUUUUUGUUCUAUUUGGCUAAAGGUUGAAAGGGUUACUUUAACAUUGAAGUAUUGCUGCCGGUUGCCUGUGUAUUAUAAUUUUAUAAAGUUGGUAGAACCCACUGAUAUUGGGAUACUCUGGUGUAGUGAUGUCACCAUAUAGUGUAAGUAAAUUAACUGAUUCUUCCCUUAAUACUAUUAAAAGCUUAUAUUUUAAUUUAUUUCCACUACCCUUAUCUCCAGUUGAGAGCAUCAGUCAUGUUUUCAGUGGGUUACACUUGCAGUAAUAUGCACCUCUCCUGCAUAUCCUUGUUUGGGAAGCACAGACUUGCUUCACACCACAAGUUAAAAGUCCCCAACAGGCCAACACUUUAUGCUGGCUUUGUGUAAAUAAAAUGUAUCCGCUUUCUCCAUUCUCAGAUUGCCUGCCCAUUGCUGCUGCAAUAAAUCAUUCUGGCUGUUUUUCUCCUCCCUCUGUUGUGUUCUCUCACACAAGACCUGACCUUCCUUCCUCUUGCUUUCACUUAAGUUAAUUUCAAACAAGAGAGACACCCAGUGGAGGAUUUCCCUGAUAACAGACAUGGACAGCAAAGCAUAGCCAUCCAACAGGAGGGGGAAAGGGCUGCUUUUUAAACCUCUGAUUUUAGAGAAAUCUAGACAUUUGCCAGCAGUCCUGCUUGUACAAUGUAGAGAUUGCUUGAAUCACCUACAAUUCUACAUUUGUGUGCGAUGAAGAGGUUAGGUGAAAUUAAUAAGGCAGAGGAGGAAAUAAACCAUGUCCUCUGCUGUGUCAGAAACGGGACUGGUCUAUGGGCUGCUGUUAGAAGUCAUUGUCAGCAGGAAGAGAAGGCGUAAUACUACACGCUGAGUGACCUCUUACAAUAUACAUGGUCUUCUAUUCACAGAUUGACUGCUCCAAGCAUCGCUGUGUGGAUGAAAGCGAAGGGCGACUUUGGGCUGAAAGCCGAGGAUUUCUAUAUUUUGAAACUUCUGCACAAAGUGGGGAAGGAAUCAACGAGAUGUUCCAGGUACACACUUUAUUCACAGCUUCUCUACUUGAAGGAUGCCAUAAUAAUAAUAAUAAAUAAAUAAAAAGUCUUUAUAUUGGUAGCAUUCAUUAAAACAGUAGUGCCAGUUUUCACUAUGCUUUUUUUUUUUUUUUUUUUAAUUCAAUUAAUUUAAAGGAUCACUCCAAGGAUCAUAGCCAUUUCCACUCAAUGUAGUGGUCAUGGUGGCCUGACCCAUCCCAACUUUAUUGUAAUGAGAGAAAUCCUUUUUUUGAAUGGUCUGCCUUCUUACCUGGGUUCUGCUUGUGGUGUAUCACCAAAUUAAUAUAUAUACUACACAAGGUUCGUCUACAUUAAAAGGUAUUUAUUAAAAGGCAACAACACAAUAUUAUAAAUGUAUCACAAACACACAGCCCAGACCCACGGAGCAACAACCCUUUUAAAUCUAUCUAUCUAUAUAGUAACCCCUUCCACACACGCUUGAUCUCACCCACGGUUAGGCCUUCACAUCUAGUAAUGGCUCACUGCUGCAAGUUCAACAUCACAUCCACCAAGGAAGAAAAGGAAGCAACAGAGUGUAACAUGGUUCACCAUGCUAGCCCAUGGCGUCUGCACAUCUGCUCUGCAGCACAGCCAAGAAGGAACAGAGAGGAAUGGAGAAAGGGGGAAGUGGUUAUCUCUUUCCUGACUUGUAAAGGUAUUGAAUUACCAAUUAACAUUUCAAAAGGGUAAAGCUUAUCCCACUGUAAGAAAAGCAAACAUGAGCUUGGUCACAUGACCCCUGGUCACCAUAUUAGUUUGAUGACAGAAUGUCACCACAUUCCCUCACUUUUUCUUCUCUUAUGUUGAGCACAUUUAAAAAUAAUAAUUUAUCCCUUCUAUCUAAACUAUGAGAUCUGAAGUAGGAAAGGGGAUCACAGGAAUUAUAGUGAGUGAUAUAAGAAGGGGGAAAGAAAACAGUCAAAUAGGGGUUGCAUCACCCCACAUUCCCCCACUUUUUCUUCUUUUAUGUUGCUCCGUUAUCUAGUUAUCCCUCUAGUACAGGAAAACCUAGUGGGAGCAAAAACCUGAUAUACAGGAGAAAUUCAACCCACCGUCCCUCCGGAAUAGUUCCCUCAGCGACAUAAGUUCUCCUGUACUUUCCUAUGGCUGUCAAUUCACAUGUUAUACAAAGUGUCACAAAAAAACAGAACUUAUAGAAUGUAGGUGAGAGUGUGUGUGUGCAAUGUAAAACUUUAUUGAAGAAUGUGUGAGAGAGCGAGAAAGAGAGAGAGAAACAAACAAAAACAAAAAAACAAAAAAAUCCCCCUUUUCAAGUUUCUUCCUCAUCUAUUUAGCAUGAGUACUAGCAGCAAAGUUUGUAGGACUGGAUGUGAUAUUUGCAGAAUUCCAUACUCUCAAUCCAGUUCCGACUCCUCCCAGUAGAGCUGCAAAUUGUCCCAUUUUUCCUGACACCCUGCUUUGCCUAAAACACUGUCGCCGUUGUUCUGGACACCUUGGAGGAAUAGAAGGAUUAUUAAAAUAUAGACUGUAAUCUUCUCCCUUAUUUGGAGUAUCUUCUGGCCGUAUUGCCUGUCUCCCAUCCCUACUGUGAUACAGCGUAUACUUAUCCAUCCUGUAACAAGGAUCCACUACGAUCUUCUGUUGACACACAUCAUCAUCCUAAUACAGCUUUGCCUUGCUCUGUGGGAACACUAGAUCUCAUCAUUAGAAAGGAAUAGCUAAAUGGGAGACUGGAAGACUGAGAGAAAGAACAAAACAAAAGAAAAACAAACAUACAUAGGAUGUAGAGGACAACAACAGUAUUUCCCUUCCUCAUCUGUUCCCUAAGCACUUUCACGUCUGCCUCCAAUCUCUGUCUGUCUCUUUAUUUCCCAGUAGUCUGUAUUCCCUUCUUUAUUCCUCCAAUUAUCCCAAUUCCGUCUAUUGGUCUGAUGCUCAUCCCAUCUAUGGUUCCUUUUCCAAUUAUUCUCCCUAUAACUGUUCCUGUUGUUUCUCUGUUUUUCUUGCCAACUGUGAUUUUCUGAGUUAUCUCUCCUUUUUAGCCUCUCCCAGGUAUUAUUAUUCCAAUUAUUAUUGAUUACCUUAGGCCCCUCCCAUCUAUUCCUCCAAUUAUCUCCCAUUACAUUCCCAUGGUCCCUGUGUGGAUCUCUCCAUCUUUUGUCAAAGCCCUGUUUUGGUCUCCAGUUCUCAUUAUCCCUCUUGUUCUGGGGUACACCCCACCUCUGGCUUCUCCAUUUACCAUCUACAUCUCUACCAGACUCGACCUUAAAUGUUCUUACAGCUGAAACAGAGCAGGCCUGUUCUGUGAAAGGAUGCUUGAUCCACCACUUAUCAGCUCUAGUUAGUACCAUUUCCAAGUCUGUUGGUGUUGGAUCAAAAAGCCUGACAAAUUCUUGACACUCCCGGGGAAGGGCUUCCAUUACUUUUGCUAUAUGUUCUGGUGAGCCCAGCACUAGAGGCUGUUGAGGUUGGCGUAGAGUAUACCAGAAAAAUAUCCUUUGAGCUACCUCUCUAGGACCAUCUGUUGGCCUCAUGGUAAUAUUUGCUGUUUCUUUCUCUAUACUAAGUAGAUAGAAAUUAGUUGCAGCAAUUCUUCCUGCCUGAUCAGACACACUGUUAUUAAAUCCAAAUAGUCUGCUAGCCAAAGGACCCAUAGCAUAUUCUAACAGUUCUGUCCAUUCUUCUAAGUUAAGACCUCCUUUUUUUGCUCUAUUUGCUCCCCUCAUAAACCAAUGUGUAAAGGUGUUAAAGUCGUCAGUUGGCAUACUUCCCCACCAUUUCUGGAAAUUAUCUUUGUCUGUGAUUGACAUAGUGCUUGUCUGUCUAGAGAAACUAGUAGGCAUUUCUCUUGCAUUAAAGUGUUCAGUUAUUAUUAAAGGGGCUUGUGGGACACAGUUAACAACCGGCGCAUUUCCCUUGUGUUUGGUUCCGAGCACUGGUUCUGUACCUUUACAUAUAAAAUGAGACUGACCUGGGCAUACUUUAGGAAUCUCCUUAUCCCAUUUAUUUAUGUUUUCUUUAGUUUUCAUUUUAUAUUCCAUAACUAGGUUUUGGAGUUCAGUGAUCUUAGCACUAUAUGCAUCUCUCUGUUGUUCUAUUUCCUUUAAUUCCUUCUCCAACCCCUCGGUCAUUUUGUUUGUUCUUAGGGCAGCUAUUUUAAAACAAUCUCUUUCAUCAAGAGCAUCUUCCAUUUUAUUAGUGGUUACUAAAUUAGCUUGCUGCAAUUCGAGUACCAUGCUUGCCAAACCCCCUAUUGCAGCAACAACCGCUUGUGCCACCAAGCUUUUCCUUUUCUUAAUAUGGCAUUUUUUAUUAGUAACAAUCUGUGUCAAAACAUCCAUGAAACCUUCAUAUUUUCCACAAUAGGGGCCUGCUGGUUCUGGAAGCUCAUAUGGUCCAUCAUGUUUGUCAAUGUCAUUCUUAAAGUACUCUAGUACUUCUGCAGAAAAAUACUUAGUACCUAGAUAUGCCAUUUUAAAACCGAGCUCUCCCUAGGUCUUUAAUCAAAAUAGACCAGCAGACUAAGGAAAAAAAAACAACACGCUUUUAACAAUGGGAUUAAUUUAAAAAAACUGAAACUGGCUCCAAAGAGAUUGAACCAUUUGAGAAACUUAAUUACAUUAACCUAUUCAAACAAACUCUUGUCUUUUAAGAAAAAAAACUUCACAGUCUCAAUACAAGUACCAAUGCAGUGCAACUAUUCAAUCUUCCCCUUUAAUCACCAAUACUUUAAAAAUACUAGGCCUGAGCUAUGGUAGUCAAAACCCAAUAAAACUCAACUCAGGUAUUAGAAACACACAAAAAAAACUAAUACUAUAUUGAAAAUUGAGGCCUGAUGCCCAAGCUUGUAUAUUAAAAAGGAGGCACGAACUAGGAUACAAAAGAAUCAAAUCAGCAUUCAAAUACAAAAAGAAGCCGCAUGGAAGCCUACUAAAAUGCAGGGCUAGGCCUGUACUCUGUCAAAACCCAAUAAAACUCAACUCAGAUAUCUGAAACACACAAAAAAACUAAUUAUAUAUUCAAAAUUGAGGCCUGAUGCCCAAGCUUGUCACAAACACACAGCCCAGACCCACGGAGCAACAACCCUUUUUAAAUCUAUCUAUGUAUAUAGUAACCCCUUACACACACGCUUGAUCUCACCCACGGUUAGGCCUUCACAUCUAGUAAUGGCUCACUGCUGCAAGUUCAACAUCACAUCCACCAAGGAAGAAAAGGAAGCAACAGAGUGUAACAUGGUCCACCAUGCUAGCCCAUGGCGUCUGCACAUCUGCUCUGCAGCACAGCCAAGAAGGAACAGAGAGGAAUGGAGAAAGGGGAAGUGGUUAUCUCUUUCCUGACUUGUAAAGGUAUUGAAUUACCAAUUAACAUUUCAAAAGGGUAAAGCUUAUCCCACUGUAAGAAAAGCAAACAUGAGCUUGGUCACAUGACCCCUGGUCACCAUAUUAGUUUGAUGACAGAAUGUCACCACACUGCUGAGCCCCACUCUCCACUUCCAUUACUUUCACUGGGAAUCCAGAUGUUCCUAAGCAGGAACUUCUGUUGGAUCUCCUGAGCUAAGCCCUGCAAUUGAAUUGGACAUUUCUGGCACUUCAGCUGCUGUGAAAUAGGACUUAAGCAAAUCAUUUUCUCAUGGAAGCUGUAAUUCUGAAAAUAUUAAUCUUUGUAAUAUAUUGUUCUGCUAUGCAUAGUAUUCCACACUAGAGGGAGCACUUACCUGAGCAGAUAGCUUCAUUCUCUACCACACUAGUAGGUAGGCUAACCCAGAAAUAUACAGGGUGAUUUACUGAACUGUGAAUUUCUCAUCUAAGGCCAGAGUAGCCAACCUGAUUGCAUAGCUGACUGAGAGGUUUUUCAGUUCAGCUAUUUUGACUUUAAAUUUUAAAUUCCAUUUUGAAUUUACUUUGAAUUCUCACUAUAGUAAAUAACCCUGAGAGUGUGCACAGUAAGGAUCAACCAAUUAUCGGUCUGGCCAAUAUUCGGUAUUUUCGGCAAUUCGGUCUCGGACUAUAGAGAUACCUAUAUUGCCGAUAAUACAUACCAGGACUGCCGGGCCCAAGACAAGCCCGGCGGUCCUGGAGGGCCCGCAGCAAGCUCUUACUUUCCCCAGAAAUGGAAGGUUGGAUACUGGUCUGUAAUUAGCCAUGCAGUCUGGGUCUAAUAAAGGUUUCUUUAAGAGUGGAUUUACUACAGCUUCUUUUAGAGGAUCAGGGAAGUCUCUAGGUUUUAGUGAACACUGCACUAUUUUUGUGAGGGCUGAGGCGAGUGUUUCCAGAUAUAAGCUAAGUUGGAGCAGGGUCUAAGUCACACGUAGUAGGGUGUAACUUUUGCAUGGUUCUUUUAACUCCUUUUAUAUCCACAUUUGUAAAAGUGGACCAUAAACUGGGGCAAUCUGGCAUUUCAUUGUAGUGGUUCUGGUGUGUAACUGUUUGGCCUGCUGUGAUAGAGGCUCGGAUUGAGGAAAUCUUGUCUCUGAAGAAGAUUGCAAAUGCUUCACACUUAUCCCUAGAAAAGUUGGUGGGGAUAUGCAUGCAUGCUGGUUUGCAGAGUCUUUCUACUGUGCAAAACAGUUGCCUGGGUCUAUUGUGGGAGAGUGCAAUUUCGCAUUAUAAAAAUUUAAGAUUUUUUUCUGAGUUCUCUUGCAUUGAUAUUCAUUUAGUUGUUUGGUAAGAGCGGCUUUAUCUUCUGGAUCAUGUGUCCUGCGCCACUUUCUCUUGAAUUUUCGGCCUGUUCUCUUCAUUUCUCUGAUGGUGCUAUUAAACCACGGUGCAUUGUUGUGGGUUUUGACAGUACGUAUGUGUGUUGGUGCAAUGCUUUCUAGGAUAUCUUUCAUGGUUUUGUUGUAGAGUCGGACUAAGGAGCUGGGGUCUUCACAGGUGCCCAUAAGUUCACUUAGAUCUAUAUGUGAUGUUACAUCCAAUGGGUCACCCCUUUUAAUGAGCGGUGUUUGACCGUGUUCUGAGGCUGGGGUCUGGUUGAUUGUGAUACAUUGGAGAAGUCAACAGAGUGGUGGUUUGACCAAACAACUGGAUUUACAGUUACUGGUGACAUUUCUAGUCCAGACUGGAACAGUAGAUCAAGUGUGUGUCCUUUUCUGUGGGUGGAAGUGGCGACUAUUUGUGUGAAGCCGAGUGCAUUCAUCAAGCUGAGGAGAUCUUGCCCAAAUAGGGAUAGGGUGUCAUCAAUCCAAGCGUUGAAGUCUCAUUAAAAAGCCAUCUGGGGUGUUCAAUGAUUAAGCCAGCCAAAAGGUCUGAGAGUUCCUGAAGAAAUCUUUUCCCAUCUCCUGGGGGUCUGUAUAUUAACAGUAUCCGGAAUCCUCUAUCUAUUAAGAGCCUGGCAGCUACACAUUCAAAAGAUUGGGGUUUGUGGACUUUUAUUGGUCUGGGAUUUAAGGAUGAUUUCACACAGAUCAUAACUCCACCUCCCUUGCGAUAUUGUCUCAGGCGGUGGAACACCGUGUAAUUGGCUGGAAUAGCUACCUCUAGAAUAGGCCCCGCAUUUUCAUCUAGCCAUGAUUCUGUAAUGCACACUAACUCGCAUAUUUUAAUAAGGUCGGUAAUAAUAGCUGUUUUGUUCCUUAUCGAUCUGGCAUUGCACAGGAUUGAUCUGAUAGGAUGGACAGUCUUGGGAUUCUGAGUUUUUGCUCUGUACUUUGGAAACAGUGUGUCUUCUAAUGGGGAUCACACAAAGAGGUUUCCUUGAUUUGCGUUUUUUGUGGCUUCUAGGUUGAAUCACUUCAAUUAGGCUUGCAGGUAGACAGUGUGGUGACGCGCCUGUGAUAGUCAGGAGGAUAUACAACUUUAAGUUUUGAUUUUCCUCCACUACAGCCCCUUUCAGUCCCUUUGAAGAUGCCAAGUGAUUUUAGGGUAACCACUAGCGAGAGACUGCUUUUUGGGGUCUUAGGGAAUAGAGAUAUGAGGGAGUAUAGCAGCAGUGAAGGCGUUAAAAUUGCUUGUAGUUUUUGUAGGGAUGUUAGCAGUGGGGGCUGGUUACAUUGCCUUGCUCUAUAGGAUUCAGGCCAGAGCGAGGUAUGAGAUUUUGCACUUCUGGUUGCAUUGUAGAUAACAGAUAAGAGCGCAUGCAUGCAGGUCAGAUUACAGCAAUUCAAAAUCAAUGUGUUUUAGUGAAAUAGUUUUCAUCAAUUAGUUUUCUUGGUGUUUAGAAAUGAAAUCUGAGCAUUGCCGAAUGGACGAUCAAAUUCAAAACCCAAUUUUACAAAUGUUAUGAGUCGUUUUGUUAGUUUAAAUGUACCUUGUUUGUGGUGUUCAGUUGAAGGUAUCUCUUCCUGGUGGUAAGAUGGUCCAGUGGAAGUAUAUUUCAAUCCGUUGUGUAUCUCUGUUUAGUAAUGCCAUCCGUGCAAUUGUGGUAAAUCCAGUUGUGUGAUAUGUGGAGUCAAUAUUGGCCCUUGAAAUAUUUCUGAUGAAUUAUGAGUGUAAGGAGGUUAAAAUUAAGAUAAUUCCUGGAGAGGUCAGGAGCAUGAAAAAAGUGUGGCAGCCAGCAAGGGCGCCUGUUAUAUAAAUAUCUUAGAUCUUAUGAACUGCAGCCCUUUUCCCUGUAAGAGACUUACAGUCUCUUCACAGGGAAAUAUCCAAUCCGAGGCUUCUCAUUGAGCACAUGCUGUUUGAUUGACAGCCAGAGGGCUGUUGCCUAGCAAAUUUAUAAAAGUGCAUGUUUCUCUUAGAAAUCAGCACUUUUACAAACUUUGGUUAAACCAGGCUACUUCUCACCCAAGAAGCAAUUUAGCAUGCUGAAGUGCUGGGUGUGGAGUGGUCCUUUAAAUGUGUUAUUUUUUGUUAAUUUAAAGUGAAUUUAAAUUUGUCACCAAAAUAUCUGGAAUGAAAGCAUAACUGUCUUCAAUUAGAGAAUGUUUCAAAUUCAGCUAUUUUGGACAAAAACUUAAAGUUUCAAUAUGAAUGCUUGACAGGUCACACUAAAGCUAAAAAUCCUGUGUUUCAAAUUUUUAAAUAAUACAAUAUAUUAUUGGAAUUGUUCUUCUUUUAAUUCUGAAUCUUUGCUUUAAAUUAUUGGCUUGUGUCUAGGAAUGGUAUGUGUUAGCAGGCCUCGUUUGCUUUUUCAUUCUCGAGUGAGAUAUUUAUGGAAGACAAACACUCCAGAGCUGCAGAUCAGACCAAGGAAUGUCCUGCUUUAAUAUUUAUGCAUUUAUUUGAAUGAAUUCCAUGCAAGUCUUUGCUUUGUGUAUAACAGUGCUCAUACAAAAAUAAACGUGCUUUCCUUUCAGUCUUUUUAUUCUUCCAUCGUGGAUAUGUGCGAGAAUGGUGGGAAACGGCCGAUGUCCUCCAUUAAUAUCGGAUUCACCAAAGAGCAAGCCGACACAAUUCGCAGAAUCCGUAGUAGCAAGGACAGCUGGGACAUGCUAGGUGUCAAGCCUGGGGCCACUAGGUAAUAACUGCUUUCAACAUCUUCCAUUUUGUUUUACCAGCAUAAAAUCAUUGGUUCUAUAAUUACAUUUUAUAUACCUUGUGCUUCACGUGGAUAAAUAGAGUUUAGCAAGCUGCACACUGGCAUUUAUUAAGAAAAAUCUAUACAUUUUAUAUUGUUUGAUCGGUUUUUUUUUCAGUAUUGAUAGAUCCUUCUUAAACAAUGGUACUAAUAUAGCCUUUUCUUUACACGUUAUACUCUAGUGUGUUAUUACCUAGGACAGCAGUGUUGAUGUUAAUCCAUGUUGGUUUAAAGCAGGUAUAUGUCAGAAUUCAUCAUUUACAGAACAAUAUGCUGUCUGUUAUAAGGAGUAAUGUAACUUCACUUUUAAUAAUUCGUCUGUAGUUCAUUACAUACGAUCAGGCUGUACUCCCUCUAGUAAUGUGCUCUUUGGCACUUACUGUUGAUGAGAUGUUUGCAUGUAGGUGUGUAGUGUUCUUGACCCUCUCCUCUGACACCCAGAAGGAAAACCAACAAACAGCUUGGCAACAAAAUAGACCAUAGUCUUGUGUUUACCUGCCACCGUAAUUCAGUUUAUUGAUUUGAUGUUUAACUUGAUAGCCAGAUUUCUUCCACCUAAAUCCACAUAGAUUAAGGAAAAACAACCUUUAUUCUUAUUUGACAUCAUGGCUCAGACAUGCAGGGGGAAGCAUCGGAUUAACUCUGACGCGUUUCACAGAACCAGCUUGUGCUUCCCCCUGGAUAAAGGCAUUUUUAAUUGAUGUGCAUUUAUCUAGAGCAAAUUUUGAUGCCUCCAGCUAUUUGUUUUUUCCUCUUGAAUUGAUCUGGACUAGUUUUAGGUAAAGUCAUAGAUCAAUCUCUACAAACUGUAUUUGCUUUCCCGCAAAAAUGUUCUGAAAAAUAUAUUUACACCAUGUUAUGUCUCCUAGGGAUGAAGUCAAUAAAGCGUACCGUAAAUUAGCCGUUCUCCUUCAUCCGGAUAAGUGUGUGGCUCCUGGAAGCGAAGAUGCCUUUAAGGCAGUUGUCAAUGCUCGGACAGCCUUGCUGAAGAACAUUAAGUAACGCAUUGUCAAUUCAAAGCCACGCAUACCCACCUUGGUUCUCGACUACAAAUUCUCUGCUUGCAGAUGCCAAAGCACAUAGAUGGCCAUUCACCAAUGGCAUGUCAUUUGGCCAUAGACAUAAGCAAAUACAAGUGAGGUUAAUCAGCGGACAUUUCUAAAUCUGUAUUGUUUUUAUGUCCACGAGAUGGCUUUAAUCCCUAAAUCAACUCAGCAAAUUGAGACCGCUGAUCUCUGCAGACUUAAUACAGCACUACUGACCUACUAAACAAGACUAUUGCAACAUUCAUGUUCUGGAAUGAGUCCAUUGGGGUUAGACAUUGAACAUGAGUGUGGGUCGAAGUUCUAAAAGUGAACACUCUCCAUAAAAACCAGUGAAAUGUUACUGCUGACACCACUGGUUUCUAUGGAGAUUACUCUAUUUUUACAACUUUGCCUCAAAAUGUAGCUAUUUUACACUUUUAUACCUCUCCCUUCAGUGUUUUUAUUCUUGUCACACUUUUUAUUGCAUGCAGGCAGGAUGUUAGAUGUUGGCAAGCACACGAUGCCUGUGUGUAUAUAUGCACACUUUUCUAGUAUUAAUGUUUUUAUUUUUUGGAAUAGAAAAAAGUUGGUUCAAGCACAAGUAGUUGGCUAAUUGUAUAUGUUACAGUUCAUCUGCUGCAUGCCAUGUUGGAUAUCUUGCAACUACAUUUAUGUGGAGCCCAUAUUGGGGAAGUUUAAAUAUGGUACUAUAGACAGGCAGCCAUUUUGUUUUACCCAAACAGGGAUUUAAGUCGUUUAAAAAGGCUUUGUCCCAUAAACUGUGUUUAGAUGCUAAUGCUUUAGAUUGAGCCUAUAUAGUGGUAGUCCAGCCUUGCCCUUUCUUAUAUUGAUCUACAUAUCCCAUAAUUCUCUCACCGCCUCUUAGUUAAAAAAAUAUUAUUAAAACAUUAUUCUUAUAUCUGCCUAUAUCUGCUAUUAAAAUGUUACUGUGGCAAAACGUUACACGUCAUAUAUGGAAGUUGCAGAGGAUGUUGCCAAAUAUUUGGACAUUGUUUUUUUCUUACGUACUGUUAUUUAUCUUUGCAAUUCUGUUUGUACAAUGUGUAUGUCCGUUUUUAUUUAUUUUGGUUUUAUGUUCUACACCUUAUGUACAUCUUGCAGAAAAUAAUCACAUUUUGAGCAAAAAUCAUGUAAUUGAUGUUUUGCUCAAAAAAUAUUUACAUCUUGUACCUAUUUCUGUGCUGUGCUUUUUACUUAAAACUUGAUAAUGAUUUCUUGAUAUUUAGAGUUCACUCUCGCUUUCAAAAAUAUAAUUAUUUAUUUAUUUAUUUUACUCAAACAAUUUGAUUAUAAGUUCAGUAAAUCACCCACACGAUCUCUUACAGCUCUGAGAUAUAGUGAAGGUGAUAGGACACACAGCUGAGUCGAUAAAUGUGAGUGUAAAAUGUCUGCUCCACCUCACACAUUGGCCACUAAUCACUAGUUACUGUGCCCCCAGCUCCGCUCUACAGAAUGUCUCCAUUAUUUUUCCGCUGCUCCCACUAUUACACUAUUGAGGCUGCAUGUUCUUCUUCAUACAGGAGUCAACAUCUGAAGCCAUUAGCAAAAUGGCUGCUGACUUGUGCAAUCAUUUCUAUCUGUACCCAAGCCAACAACAUGGACAGAUCAUCCAAAAAAAACUCCAAGUGUGAGCAAAAAUGUAAAUUUCCAAGUAACUAAACUACUCAAGAUAUUAACUACAAGAUGUUAGUCGCAAUCAAAUAUGCCUCAUGCAAUUGAAAAAGCAUGCAACAUAGAAAGUCCUCCCUUUUACUACAAGAUGUAAAUCGGGCUGACUAAUUAUAGGCUGUGAAUGGAAAAACAAACUAACUUAUUUGUUUUAUGUGACUUAUUUUUAUACAUUUCUUUAGUAUUUAAAGAGAAAAUGUUACGUUUCUAUUUUAUAUGUAUUUUGUGUUUUGUGAGAAAUGAAUUUGUUUUGCCAUGACGGAAUUGUUUGUUGGAAUACAUUUAUGCACAUACUCAAUUAUUAUGCACAAUAAAUCACAGGUUUAUUAAAACUUCUGUUUUUUUCCAUGAAAGUACUGGAGAUAAGCUCAGCUGCUGAAUAUACAAAUAGAAGACAUAGUAAAGGAGUGUAUGCUACAUUUUAAAAGUUAUUUUUGUUUCUGAUAAUAUGUCUCUAACUUCCAUUUACUUCACCGUUGUGAUUGUUUUUUAAAGAUAGCACUUGGGG
Messenger RNA from Pelobates cultripes (western spadefoot toad), 31124 nucleotides. Lineage: Eukaryota; Metazoa; Chordata; Amphibia; Anura; Pelobatidae. The record is from the annotation of a GenBank genome assembly.